This is a messenger RNA of Trichechus manatus latirostris (Florida manatee), 1461 nucleotides long. RefSeq names its product calcium/calmodulin dependent protein kinase II alpha (gene CAMK2A). Lineage: Eukaryota; Metazoa; Chordata; Mammalia; Sirenia; Trichechidae. Gene Ontology annotation, biological process: protein phosphorylation. The transcript has 18 exons. Gene Ontology annotation, molecular function: calcium/calmodulin-dependent protein kinase activity; calmodulin binding; ATP binding. The record is from RefSeq and is a predicted model, not a curated record. The coding region runs from base 1 to 1461 and encodes 486 amino acids.
AUGGCCACCAUCACCUGCACCCGAUUCACGGAAGAGUACCAGCUCUUCGAGGAACUGGGAAAGGGCGCCUUCUCGGUGGUGCGCAGGUGUGUGAAGGUGCUGGCUGGCCAGGAGUAUGCUGCCAAGAUCAUCAACACCAAGAAGCUCUCGGCCAGAGACCAUCAGAAGCUGGAGCGUGAAGCCCGCAUCUGCCGCCUGCUGAAGCACCCCAACAUUGUCCGACUCCAUGACAGCAUCUCUGAGGAGGGACACCAUUACCUGAUCUUCGACCUGGUCACCGGUGGGGAGCUAUUUGAAGACAUAGUAGCCCGGGAAUAUUACAGUGAGGCCGAUGCCAGUCACUGUAUCCAGCAGAUCCUGGAGGCCGUGCUGCACUGCCAUCAGAUGGGGGUGGUACACCGGGACCUGAAGCCUGAGAAUCUGUUGCUGGCCUCCAAGCUCAAAGGCGCUGCGGUGAAGCUGGCGGACUUUGGCCUGGCCAUAGAGGUGGAGGGGGAGCAACAGGCAUGGUUCGGGUUCGCAGGGACGCCUGGAUACCUCUCCCCGGAAGUGCUGCGUAAGGACCCGUAUGGAAAGCCCGUGGACCUGUGGGCCUGUGGGGUCAUCCUGUACAUCCUGCUGGUUGGGUACCCUCCGUUCUGGGAUGAGGACCAGCAUCGCCUGUACCAGCAGAUCAAAGCCGGCGCCUAUGAUUUCCCGUCACCCGAAUGGGACACCGUCACUCCGGAAGCUAAGGACCUGAUCAAUAAGAUGCUGACCAUAAACCCAUCCAAACGCAUCACGGCUGCCGAGGCCCUCAAGCACCCCUGGAUCUCGCACCGGUCCACUGUGGCCUCCUGCAUGCACAGACAGGAGACCGUGGACUGCCUGAAGAAGUUCAAUGCCAGGAGAAAACUGAAGGCGCUUCUUACGUCCAUGCCAGCCGGCACAGGUCUAUCUAGUCUGGCUGCUCUCGUGGCAAGGCCAAGAGGUGUUAAGAAAAGAAAGUCCAGUUCCAGCGUUCAGUUAAUGGUGAGUUCAGAGUCUGGAAAUGACAUCCUAGAGAAUGAGAAGACUGUGCGGAAACAGGAAAUUAUAAAAGUGACAGAGCAGCUGAUUGAAGCCAUAAGCAAUGGAGAUUUUGAGUCCUACACAAAGAUGUGCGACCCUGGAAUGACAGCCUUUGAACCCGAGGCUCUGGGGAACCUGGUGGAAGGCCUGGACUUCCAUCGAUUCUAUUUUGAAAACCUGUGGUCCCGGAACAGCAAGCCUGUGCACACCACCAUCCUGAACCCCCACAUCCACCUGAUGGGCGAUGAGUCGGCCUGCAUCGCCUACAUUCGCAUCACGCAGUACCUGGACGCCAGCGGCAUCCCCCGCACGGCCCAGUCCGAGGAGACCCGCAUCUGGCACCGCCGGGACGGCAAAUGGCAGAUCGUCCACUUCCACAGAUCUGGGGCGCCCUCUGUCCUCCCGCAGUAA